AUGGAUUUGUAUUGUGAUAAUAAAGCUGCAAUUGCGAUUGCUCAUAAUCCUGUGCAACAUGAUCGUACAAAGCAUGUGGCGGUUGAUCGACAUUUUAUUAAAGAGAAGUUGGAUGCUGAGAUUAUUUAUUUUCCGUUCAUAUCAUCCGAGUAUCAGUUGGCAAAUAUUCUAGCAAAUAUUCUUACGAAAGUUGUGUCUACUAUCAUCUUUCUCAACUUGCUUGACAAAUUGCUUCUAACUUGGAGCCCAGCAGCUGAGGAUCAGUACCUAACAAGUGACUUUGAUCAGGAAGUAAUUGUAUCAGCAAUUCGAAGCUCUGCAAUGGAAAAGCUGAGACGGAAGCCUAGCAGUUGGACAGAUAGCUUUUCAUUUGUCUACUCUUCAAAAUCAGGAGAUUUAUUCAUAAGCCAGAAAGGAAUGCAAAACAAAAAGGAUAACGGUGAAGAAGAAUUUUUAUAUGUUAAAAGUUGCAUCUCUUGCUGCUCAACUGCUGCCACAAGUAGAGAUGUGUUUCUUUCUGUCAAGACAAGUUUGUCCCGUUGUUCGAGCCUUAAUGGGAUUGAGUUUAAAGAUUUUGGCAGUACAUAA
Molecule: messenger RNA, 588 nt
Organism: Prunus armeniaca (apricot)
Lineage: Eukaryota; Viridiplantae; Streptophyta; Magnoliopsida; Rosales; Rosaceae
Source: the annotation of a GenBank genome assembly